AUGUAUCUUGGAGAUGCAGAAGUAUUCCGUACAUCGACAGCUGAACCAACUACGAAUGGGAUUGUCUGGACAUACAUUAAGGAGAUGUCUCAGUACAAUGCACUGUGGAAGGAACGACAAAAGCUAAUAUUUGAUCUUGGUAAUUUGAUAUCCGACGUUUACACAGGGAGCUUCAAUGUCACACUUGCUGCCGUCUUUUCUCAACGGGGCACCAUCAGAACAGCGGACAUGGUUCUGCCGAUAUCAGCAGGCAAAUCAGCGUCUAAUGCAUCAAGUGCCUUCAUUGUGCCUUCAGACAAUGUGGAGAUAGCCUACAAAUUUCCCUCCAACACUGCACGUGCCGUUGUGUCGAUUUCUGCAUGUGGACAGUCCACAGAGGAGUUCUGGUGGUCUAAUGUGUUCUCGCCCGACACAGAAUCAUUCAUCAACACGGUGGGCGAACUCUACGGAUAUUCUCCUUUUCGUGAAAUUCAGCUCUAUAUCGACGGUCUGCUUGCUGGGGUCAUCUGGCCAUUCCCAAUUAUCUUCACAGGGGGCGUCUCACCCGGCUUCUGGCGUCCAAUAGUUGGAAUUGAUGCUUUUGACCUGCGACAGCCCGAGAUAGACAUCUCACCAUUUCUUCCUCUUCUGACCGAUGGGCGAGAACAUUCUUUUGAAAUAAAGAUUGUCGGCUUGGAAAUUCAAGCGAACGGAACUGCCAGACUUUCUGAUACUGUCGGCUCAUACUGGGUAGCCACAGGAAACAUCUUUUUGUACCUCGAGGGGAAUGCAUCGUAUUCAAGAACUGAUCAAUCCGAGAAGGAGCCUCAAAUAACCGCGCCGACACCACAGUUUACAAUUACGCGACUUCUCACCAAAGAUGAGACAGGCGUUAACGAUACACUCUCGUACUCUGUUGUUGCUGAAAGGACUCUCAGUAUCACCUCGACCCAAUUCUCUUGGAAUCAGUCCUUGAAGUACUCUAAUUUGGGUCUGCUGAACCAGCAAGGAUUGAGCCAAGCGAAUCGCCAACUCACAUCUGGGAGAAUAUUAGCUGCAGAAAUUGGAGUCAACGGAUCUACUGAUGAUCUGACCUUCGAAUAUCCUUUAUUUGUCAACACAACAUAUGGUAUCACUGACACUGGGCUCACCAUAAACGCACAAAUGAAUAGAGGUCUUGAUAUAGCGGCGACAGGAGUUACUGGUAUCUCUACCUAUACUCUGACUUCGGGCCCGUCGCGGUUGCACACUAGACAAUGGGGCAGCGCAUUCUACCAUUCAGUCACAGGUAGAGUGCCUGAUAGUCUAGCCUCUGCUUUCGCGCAAAGCGGGCAACUCGAGAGCGAUGGUCCUCCCAGCAAGCGUCGCAAACUGACAUCAGCACCCCAGAGUCUUCGAGACGUGAACGGCGCCUCGGAGAAUGGAGUCCCCAAUGGAUAUAUUGCCUUGGCGCGUUUUGAUCUAAACCUGAAAUUCGCUCGCGCAAAUCCUCUUCUGGAGGGACACAUUGAUGAUCCUUUCAGGCCAUUACGCCGGCUUCCUGUCGUUCUUCAGACUGCCAGAAAUUCCCGACAUCUGGCCGGUUCGCCUCCAGAGUCGACCUUUUAUGACUGUUUCGAGCUAGAGAUAGCUACAUUGCCAGAGCGAGAGACCGUGUACGGAGAGUCUUCGACUAGUCCUCAGUUGCUAGAAUUUGGAAAAUAUCUCGAAUCCGCCCAUCGCCUUGUUUGCGCCGAUCGAUAUCAUAAGAAGGUUCCGACCGCUUGUUAUCAGUGUACUCUCCAUUGUUUAAAGGAUAGAAAGUCAUUUCGCCUCGAAACAAUCAUUUUAUGGAGAGAUUCUCUGGAUAUCAUCGAUGAAAAGCUACUAAACGCUGGGGCGCUUGAAACGUUUGCGAAAUAUGUGCUACAGCGUGAUACCGAGAAGGUGUCAGAUCAUGCGUGUAACUUGUAUAACAAGUGGCGCAAUGUGGGCUUUGCAUCACGAGCUAUCUGGUCGCCUCGAGACUUCUACGAUAAUGUCCAUGUUCCUCAAGACACACCCGAGUCAUCUGCAGAGAUCGAGUCUGACUUGAUACAUUGUCAACUUUAUCCAUUCCAAAGGAGAGCAGUACGAUGGUUACUCGAAAGGGAAGGUGUGGAACUUCAGAAGAAUGGACAAGUGAUUCCUCUGGAGAACAAAUCGGUUGGUGAACUGCCCGCUUCAUUCGAGAAGCUUACAGACGCUGAGGGGAAAACAUACUAUGUCAGCCUUUUGUUCAUGACCGUCACGUCCGAUCUUUCCAAUUGGUACGCACCGGCGGACUAUCUCAAGGGCGGUAUACUUGCUGAAGAGAUGGGACUGGGCAAGACUGUGGAAAUGAUUAGUCUGAUUUGUCUCCAUCGUCGUUUCCUGCAUCCUGCUAUGGACCUUGACAUCGAUGGAAUGAGACAAUCCGGUGCAACGUUAAUCAUCACCCCCCCUGCUAUUCUCCAGCAAUGGAUGCAGGAAAUUCAGUUGCAUGCACCGGCUUUACACGUUCUUCACUAUACAGGUAUAAGUCGCCAUCAGAAACUUUCAGACCGCGAACUUGUUGAACUACUUGCCGAUCAAGAUGUCGUUCUCACCACCUAUGAUGUCCUUGCACGGGAGAUCCAUUACUCCGUUGAUGCUCCAAGACGUAAUAUGCGGCACGAGAAAAGAUUUCAGCCACGAAAAACACCUCUUGUCAGAAUCUCAUGGUGGCGAGUCUGUCUUGAUGAAGCUCAAAUGAUUGAGAGCGGUGUAAGCAAUGCGGCAAAGGUCGCACGUCUGAUACCUCGCCAGAAUGCAUGGGCUGUGACCGGUACACCUCUUCGGAAAGAUAUCUCUGACCUUCUUGGUCUUUUGCUUUUUCUUCACUAUGAGCCGUUUUGUGGGUUCGUGUGGAAUAGGCUGUGUGGAUCAUUUCAGUCUGUGCUAUCUGGCAUUGUCAGUCGGGUCGCUCUUCGGCACAGCAAAGACCAUGUUCGCAGUGAGCUUGAUCUGCCGUCUCAAAAGAGAUUUGUGAUCACUAUUCCUUUCACACCGGUUGAAGAACAACAUUACGGACAGUUGUUCGAGCAGAUGGCCGAAGAUUGUGGCCUAGAUCUGUCCGGUGCACCACUAAAAGACGAUUGGAAUCCCGAGGACCAAGCCGUUGUAGAGAAGAUGCGGAGUUGGCUAAUGAGGCUCCGUCAAGCAUGUCUCUAUCCGGCUGGAAGUAGUCGCCGUGUCUUAGGUUUCGGUGGCGGUCCGCUACGCUCUGUGGCCGAGGUUCUUGAGAUAAUGAUCGAUCAAAACGAUGCUCUUGUCCAUGCAGAAGAGCGCGCUCUCGUUCUGUCUCAGCUCCGACGGGGGCAGCUACUGGAAAAUGCCUUGCUUCGUCAACAAGCACUUGAUCUUUGGACCAAGUCGUAUGAACGGUCCAGUGCACUGGUCAAGGAAUACCGCUCCCGGCUGGAGUUGGAGCGUGCUAAGAGUCAAGCCAUGUCUAACGGCGCGAGCCAAGGCGCAGCGACAGAUGAUCCAGCGAGCGAUAACGAAGUUGACGAGGCGGACAAGAACACUCGCGUUGGUGCGUACCGUCAAAGGCUGCGUGCUGCCCUUGAGAUCCAGCACAUUUCGAUAUUCUUUAUUGGGAAUGCGUUUUACCAGAUCAGGACAGAUCCGAAGCUCACUGAACUGGAAUCGGAGGAAUUCAAACGCCUCGAGAAACGUGAAACCGAAGCCUAUGAAGAGGCCAAAUUGAUUCGGAAUGAGAUGCUGACUGAUGUUUCUCGUAAAGUUGCUCGAUAUAUGAGAGUGAUCAAAGAGAAAUCAGAAAGGAAGCAGUUUGUGGUUAUUCCUAAGAUGAAGCCACAGCUUUAUAUUAAAGGACUGGAGUCCCGCCGCAUAUUCGACAGAUACGAGGAGUUUUGUGAAGUGCUGAACAAACACGCUGCCCAGUACAAUGAAUGGCGAGAUAUCAUGGUCAAGUUACUUUCACAGUCGCUCAUUGACCAGGAGGAUGAAUCAGAGCUUGAAGGAAACGAGUACGAAAGGUCAACAAAGCAUCAAGACGAGAUGUAUGUUUAUAUGGAAGCUCUGCGCGCCACGUUUGCAGACCGCCACGAUGCUCUCACCGGUCAGCAGAACGUCCUCAUCGCUCACGAGGUGAAAAGUGGAAUUAUUCAAGCUCAGCAAGGCGAGGGGCCGUCUCCGGGGCUCUUUCUUUCGGUGAUGAACACCCGCAGUGCCCUGAAACCCCCGCCUGCGCUUGGUUCUCUUCGUGGCAUCAUCAGCGAGCUUCGCAGUCUUGCGACCUCCCUUGAAUGGCAAGGAAGUGGGGGAAGCUCUCGCGCUCUUGCCGAGUUGGAACUUGUCAACUCAGUCCUGCAACAUGCUGCCAAGAUGGCUGCUGAUCAGAACAAAGUGUCAUCGAAUCUGGAGAGAGAAGUGGAGAUGUUCCGGGACACUAUGAACAACCGCCUUGAGUACUACCGUCAGCUGCAACAAAUAUCCGAUACCGUUGCUCCUUACGACGAGGAGAGCGUCGGUAAACCGUUGGAUGAAAAUCUAUUUGCAGCAAAGCUCAAGCAAGAGAACGAUAUAGAUGCGAAGAUAUCCACCCUGAGAGCGAAACAUCGUUAUCUUCUACAUCUGAGAGACGACUCAGGAGUCGAUACUGCAUCGAGAAUAUGUGUUAUAUGUCAAUCCAGCUUCGAAAUUGGGGUCUUGACCGUUUGUGGCCAUAAAUAUUGCAAGGAUUGUCUGCGCCUAUGGUGGAACCAACAUCGCACCUGUCCUACCUGCAAAAAAAGACUCAAGUUCAAUGAUUUUCAUCAGAUCACCUACAAACCCGAAGAGUUUGUGGUGCAGGAGGAGAAAACACCCAAAAUAGAAUCAGGUCGAUCAUCGAACAGCUUCAUUUACGCUGACAUCAGUUCGGGGACGCUCAAAGAGAUUAAGAACAUUGACCUUGACGCCUCGUUUGGCACCAAGAUCGACACUCUGGCCCGUCAUAUUCUUUGGCUACGCGAGCAUGACCCUGGUGCGAAAUCGAUUAUAUUCUCUCAAUAUAAGACCUUCCUUGAGGUGUUGGGUACCGCUUUUGCGCGAUUUAAGAUUGGGUACAGUAGCAUCGACAAUACAGAUGGUAUAGAGAGAUUCAAGAGCGACCCAGCGGUCGAAUGCUUCUUUCUACAUGCUAAAGCGCAGUCGUCCGGUCUUAACCUGGUCAACGCUACUCAUGUUUUUCUCUGCGAACCACUUGUCAAUACUGCGAUUGAGCUUCAGGCCAUCGCCCGUGUGCAUCGAAUCGGUCAGCAUCGGCCUACUACCGUCUGGAUGUAUCUCGUGUCCGAUACGGUGGAACAAUCAAUCUACGAGUUAUCAGUCUCUCGCCGCCUAGCUCAUAUUGUCCAGAAGGAGAAGGUGAAAGAGGCACUGGACGACCCAGGAGCCGUAUUCGAAAAUCUGACUGAAACAGCCAUUGAUUCGGCAAAUUCCUUGGAAGUACAAGAUGCGACGCUGGCAAAGUUGAUGACAAAGGGAGCAGCCGGCGGAGAGCUCGUGAAGAAGGACGAUUUAUGGCAAUGCCUUUUCGGCAAUGCCACCCAGAAGAUGGAUUUGAGGGCGGACGGGGAGGUGGCAAGGUUUUUGCGAGGUGACGCAGCAGAGAAAAGAAGGGCUGCUGCUUCUUCAUGA
Molecule: messenger RNA, 5664 nt
Organism: Aspergillus thermomutatus
Lineage: Eukaryota; Fungi; Ascomycota; Eurotiomycetes; Eurotiales; Aspergillaceae
Exons: 5
Coding region: 1-5664 (1887 amino acids)
Biological process (GO): DNA damage response; protein polyubiquitination
Cellular component (GO): nucleus
Molecular function (GO): ubiquitin protein ligase activity; ATP binding; ATP-dependent chromatin remodeler activity
Source: RefSeq, a predicted model, not a curated record